AUGGUUUUAGGUGAUAAUUAUAAAAUAUCUAUCACCUCUGAGGAUAAAUAUAGAAUAAUUGAAAGUAACAAACAUUUUUGUUUUUUUUUCAAAUAUUAUACUAUCCUAUUUGUUUUUGAUUGCCAAAUUGGUUGUUAAUUAUGUGAAUCUGAGUAAUCUGAGAGAGAAUGUUUGUUUUUAAGAGUGCUUCAAAAAAAUAAAAAUGACUCAAGAAUAUUAUAUAUAAAAUCUAGGAUCACAAAAGCCAAAUUAAUUAUCAAAGGGUAUCUUCUUUAUUGUGUGCUCUUGAUAAGAAGGUUUUAAGUGUAUCAGCCCAAAGAAUUAUCAGAUCAAGCACAUCCGAAAUUUUUUAGAUAAACCAUUUAUUAUAAACUGUUGAAAAUUUUAAAAAGAAUAUUUAUGAUUAUUUAGAGCAGCAGCAAUGUUUUAUAAUCAUUUGGAAGACUAUUUGAUAGAUCAUGA
Molecule: messenger RNA, 462 nt
Organism: Paramecium sonneborni
Lineage: Eukaryota; Ciliophora; Oligohymenophorea; Peniculida; Parameciidae
Source: the annotation of a GenBank genome assembly